GACACUCUUGGAGUUUCUGUGACGCGAUCAUCUGUUCUUCACAUCACACUACGCGAUAUCUCAACUUUGUAUUUGAUCGAUUUAACGUGGAAUUUAUGAGUUUCCCUAAUGUUUCAUCUAAAUGAAAGAGUAAGAGAGGAACAGAGACGCGUUUAAUAUUAUUAAUCAAAAGUCCAUGUACGGUGUCGAGUGAUGUAAUGCUCGUUCAAUCGCCUUAAAUAAGUUAGUUUUCGACUAAAAGUAUCUGGUUAUGAGCUUAUUUCUGUUUUCAAAACUUAUAAAGUCUCGCGUUAUAAUGAUAAUAGUGUUAAAUGUGAGAGAAGUUUGUGACUCGAAGGAACAUAUGGCAUAAAAACACAGCUGGAGGUUUGAGACUGAUGUCAGAGCAGCUGACUCUACCAGUUACACACACACACACCACUCAUGCACGCGCACACACACAGAGCUCACACACUCAGUUGCUCACAUGGACGCGAGAUAGAGAGUCGCGUUCAGGCGUCUGCUGCUCUCACGCGUUUAGUUUGCUGAUGUUCUUCAUGUUUGUGAAGUGUUUGGAGAUGUGAGAGGUGUUUGCUCAUGGCUGGAUUUCUCUCAUUCACUGUUCAAACUCUCGAUCAACCUCUGUAAGCUCUGCUACAGGACGCAGGUUACGGAAGAAGAAUGGAGUUCCCAGACCACAGCCGGCAGUUACUGCAGUGCCUGAGUCAGCAGAGGCUCCAGGGUUUCCUCUGCGACUGCACCGUGCUCGUCGGAGACGCUCGAUUCAAGGCGCACAGAGCCGUGCUGGCCUCGUGCAGCAUGUACUUUCACCUCUUCUACAGAGACCAGCUGGACAAAAGGGAGGUGGUGCAUCUGAACAGCGACAUCGUCACGGCCCCCGCUUUCGGCCUGCUCCUCGAAUUUAUGUACGAGGGAAAACUUGAGUUCGGAGCGCUGCCCGUGGAGGACGUCCUGGCCGCCGCCAGCUACCUGCACAUGUACGACAUCGUGAAAGUGUGCAAAGGAAAGUUAAAGGAUAAGGAACUGUGCUCUCUGGACGACAGGAUCGGAGACGGCAUGAUUAUGGGCACUUCGGACAGGGAGAUCUCUUCCGACAGGGCGGGGGGGUCGGCGACGCACGCCCCCCCGAGAGCCCACACGCCAGACGACUGUGACACGAGCGCCCUCGCGCAUUGCGAAAAGCUCACGCCGGUCAGGCAGAAGGCGAACGGUCACCCUGACGGGUCCCCGGACCAUGUAGGUGUCAAUUAUGUGUCAGCCGAGGCCGAGCCCCGCGUCCAAACAGCUGGAAAAACAAAAGCCGAUGUCAGUGGUUCGGCCGUCCUCGUGUCCCAGAGGUCUCGGGCGUCGGAUGACACGGACUGCGCUCUGGAUUUGUCUUUCAAGCCUCUGUCGAGCCGAGAUGCCUUUCACCCCUCCUACGUCUCGGGACAGCUGGCCCUCGACAGCCAGCAGCAGGGCACUGAGCCACUUGUUAAAGACGAACAUGACUUUCUGUCAGAGCACGGCGACAGCGAACCCGUGAGCCCCGAGAGCCGGCGCUUUGGGAAUAGCACCAGGAACUCAGUGGUGACAGGGUUCGCCGCCCUCUUCCCCGGCAACGGCGGCCCGACCUCGGCCGCCCUGCUCCCCCCGGACGAUGACCUGAUGGAGGGGGAGGGCGAGGGGGAUGGGAUGGGGGUGAACGUUCACCGUCAUCGGCGCGAGGCCGGCGAGGGGGGAGGCCGGCUGCUCGGGGACAGCGAGGGGGAAGAGGAGGACGAUCUGGCCUCUUCGGACAUCUCCACGUCCAGCGGGGUCCUGUUACCCGUGGGGGGUCGACGGCAGGUGUGCGUCUGUCCGCUGUGCAGCAAAGUCUUCCCGAGCCCCCACGUGUUGCAGCUGCACCUCAGCUCUCACUUCCGGGAGAAAGACGGCGUGCGUUCCAAACUGUCGCCCGACGGUUCCGUGCCGACCUGCUCGCAGUGCGGCAAGACCUUCUCGUGCAUGUACACCUUGAAGCGGCACGAGCGCACGCACUCCGGCGAGAAGCCCUACACGUGCGGCCAGUGCGGAAAGAGCUUCCAGUAUUCCCACAACCUGAGCCGGCACGCCGUGGUGCACACGCGGGAGAAGCCGCACGCUUGCAAGUGGUGCGAGCGACGCUUCACUCAGUCGGGCGAUCUGUACCGACACAUUCGCAAGUUUCACUGCGGCCUUGUGAAAACUCUUCCUAUUGGAUAAAAGCUCCUGUGUGUCACAAUCACUUCAUCUCUACACUGGCGGCCGCAGCACACGCUUUUGUAUAAAAACCUCAUUGUCACUUUUACAAACGUGUCCAAGUUGUGACCUGAAUAUAUUACUAAUGUUAUCCAGUAUUUUGCAGGGGGAUGUCAGUUUGUUCAUUGGUGACAGUAAUACCCCAGCAAUCAUUUUGUCAAGUUUGAUGCACUUGGAUGCUGACCUCUCGUGUGUGUGUGUGUGUGUGUGUGUGUUUGUAAUGUAUUUAAACCUUGAGAUCUAAGGUUUGAGGAUUUGCUUUUGCAGCUAUAAUUUAUUGAUGGAGACGUCAUGAAAUGUGAUUUACCACCAUGACAGAGAGAAGUUUUUCACUGAUUUCACUGCAUCCAGAUUUUUUGUAUUUAUUCACUUAUCAUUUUGGAGAUGUUUUAGUUUUGUGUAAAUCUACUGAAGGGUCUAUUACUAAAGUUUCUGCACUUGGCAAUGUUAUAAUAGACAUUGAAAUCGUUUCUUUUUUGAGAUUGUGUCAUCAUGACUUACUGAAGACAUUUUUCAGAUGAUCAGUUUGAAUGAAGGACAGGUUGAUCUUACUUUACAGUUCUGUCUUCUUCUAAUAUCUACUGAGUUUCUCUUCAUUCUUUCAGAUUUGUCUUUCUUAUUUGCUGAUUGAAUGAAGCGAUUGAUUUGUUGACUUGUCAUUAUUUUGAUUUAAUAUGACGCUGGAGUGUUUAUGGUUAGAUAGUAACAGUAGUGUGCACUAAACAAAUCCAAGUUCUGCUGUAUAUUUCAUCGGUCCUGAGAAAACUUGAGUAGUUUAUUUAUUAGUUGUUUUGGUUCAGGGUUUACUGUAGAAGCUAGAGAUGGUGUCGGUACGUUUUCUUUAACAUUAUAGGAUUAUUGAUGAAUUGCUGUAUGUGGUACCUGGUUUCAUUGUCUCUGUUUAAUGAGGUUUGACUUCAUUGAUGCUUAUAAGCACUUCUCUUCAGCGUACACGUUCACAUUAUAGUUACAACACUGAUAUACUCUAGGCUGCUAUUUCUAACUGUAUAUUUAUUGUAGAUAUGUAUUUGAUGAAAUCAUUAUGUCACAUUUCAUUUGGAGUCAAGUACGACUGAAACCUCUGGUAAAAGCUGCAAUAUUUGACAUUGAUUCGAGUCUUCCAGGAUUAAAAGCCCUGUUUUUUGACAUCUGCUAGAUAUCAGAGAUACUAUUGGUUCACAAGCACAAAGAUCCGAUUGAUCCGGAGACUAAUAAUCUACCUGGAAAAGACUCACGAUAAUGACGUUAUCAAGCUGUUUCUUCAGGAACUACAGAUGAAAGCAAGUGUGCAUCUUUAUCUGCUGUUAAAGCAAUGAACUCGGUUUUUAUUUUUGCACAUUUAAUGCACAAAUCUCUCUUUGUACUUUAAGGUCUGUGUUUAUAUUUCAAAUGGUUUCACUGGAAUUUGUGUGCAAACAAAUCCAUAAGAUUUCACAUGCUGGUACUUCUGAUGAAUUUGAUUCUUGUUGAUGUAUUUCUUUGUUUUUCGUGCUUUUCACAAAACAUACUGAAAUAUAAAAAAAAAAAACGUUUCUUGAAUGUUUGUUUAAUGUAUUUACUCAUACAGUAUGUGCUGUUGAAUUGAGGAUGAACGCACCUGUCGUAAUGACAGAUCAUAACAUCAGGAAAACUGAUGGAUUAAUGCAAUAAGAAAAAAUGUGAGGUUUAAAAACAAGUCACAUGAAUUUCUCAAUACAGUCUUUGUAAAUUAAUACUGGAUUAUUGUCUUCUACAUUUUCAGACUGUGAAAUUAUAUAAUCAUACAGUAAAAGUAAUAUUUAUUGAUUUGUUUCUUGUAUCUCAGAAUUUUGACUUGUAAGAUAUGAGAUGUUACUAAGUUGAGGACUUUUUCAUAGAGCGUGUAGAAGUGCCAUUAGAUGUAAUAUAAUUUUUUUUAUAAAACAAAAAACAUAUUUUAUAGGAAAGAGUUGCUUCAUUGUAAAUCCUUUAGUGAAUGUAGAUGACAAUCUGUUUGAUUUGAGCUUGCUUGGAAUUCUUUAAUUUAUUUUCUGGCAUUUUUUUGUGUGUUUCUUUUUCUUAUUAUUGGGCACACCAGAGAUGUGAGCCUGCGCGUGUGUGCGUAUGUAUGUGUGUGUGUUAAGUGACAAUCUUUAUGUCAAUCUUUCUUUCGAUUAAGCUUAGAUUAAACAGCAUUUUCUGUGAAAUCAUUGUGUUUGAUUUGUG
Molecule: messenger RNA, 4443 nt
Organism: Paramisgurnus dabryanus
Lineage: Eukaryota; Metazoa; Chordata; Actinopteri; Cypriniformes; Cobitidae
Gene: zbtb42
Product: zinc finger and BTB domain containing 42
Biological process (GO): regulation of transcription by RNA polymerase II
Cellular component (GO): nucleus
Molecular function (GO): protein binding; DNA-binding transcription factor activity, RNA polymerase II-specific
Source: RefSeq, a predicted model, not a curated record